AUGUCACGCGUGAAGAGAAUCAGUAAAGAGUUAGAAGACGUUAAGAGAGACACUCUUUCAAAGGUUACGCUUGAACCUGUUGAUGAGGAUAGCCUUCAACAUUUGAAGGGCACUUUUGAAGGACCGCCAGGUACUCCGUACGAAGGAGGAUUAUUUGAAGUUGAUAUCAAGAUUACGGACGAGUAUCCUUUUAAGCCCCCUAUUAUGAAAUUUGACACAAAAGUGUAUCAUCCUAAUAUUUCUUCUCAAACAGGAGCCAUUUGUUUGGAUAUAUUAAAGGAUGCUUGGACGCCUAUCUUGACGAUAAAGUCGUCGUUGAUCUCUCUUCAGUCACUGCUACAAGAUCCUGUUCCAACAGAUCCCCAAGAUGCCCAGGUGGCCAAAGUGUACCUGGAAGACCCGAAGAAGUUUGCUGAAACUGCUGCCAACUGGACUAAGAUAUAUGCGCCUAAUGAGAACUAUAAGCUUCCAGCGGGAAGUAAGGCUCACGAUUACAAAGAGUUUACUCAGCAUGCGGCUGCUCAAGGUCAUCAUCAGGAUGAGUGUGCUAAGUAUGGUAUAGAUAAAGCCAGUGUCAAGAUCUUUGAAGACAUGGGCUUCCCCCAAGACAAGAUAAUUGAGGCGUUCAGAAAACUCAAUCUAAGGAGGGUCAGAGAGGAUGAUAUACAGACUCAACAGAACGUGUUGGAUGACAUCCUUCAUUGA
Messenger RNA from Brettanomyces nanus, 705 nucleotides. RefSeq lists its product as uncharacterized. The transcript has a single exon. The coding region runs from base 1 to 705 and encodes 234 amino acids. The record is from RefSeq and is a predicted model, not a curated record. Lineage: Eukaryota; Fungi; Ascomycota; Pichiomycetes; Pichiales; Pichiaceae. Gene Ontology annotation, molecular function: protein binding.